GCGGAGGCGGUGGCGGAGGCCUCCGUGGCGGAGGUGGAAGCAGAGGUGGAGGCUGAGGUGGAGGCCGAGGCCUCGGCGGCCGCGGUGGAGGCCAGCCUGGGGGAGGCGGUGGCCCUGGCGGGGAAGAAGGCGGCGGCGGUGGCAGCCACCGAGGCCAGCCUGGCGGAGGCCAGCCUCCGGGAGGCCCGGGGCGCCGCUGCGGAGGCUGCUGCGUCGCCUUCCUACGGGAGGGUGGACAUGGAUGAGGAGCUGGCGGCGGCCUUGGCUGCAGAAGAGGAAGAGGCGGCGGCAGGGGCCUCCGACAGACGCCCAGACUUUCCCACGGCCUCGCUCUACGUGGGCGACCUGCACCCCGACGUGACCGAGUCCAUGCUGUACGAGAAGUUCAGCCCCGCCGGGCCCAUCGUGUCCAUCCGCAUUUGCAGGGACAAGAUCACCCGGCGCUCCCUGGGCUACGCAUAUGUCAACUACCAGGAAGAGCUGGAUGCCAAGCGGGCCCUGGAGACCCUGAACUUUGACGUUAUCAAUGGCAGGCCGGUGCGCAUCAUGUGGUCCCAGAGGGACCCGUCGCUCCGCAAGAGCGGGGUGGGCAACGUCUUCAUCAAGAACUUGGGCAAGACCAUCGACAACAAGGCGCUGUACAACAUCUUCUCGGCCUUUGGCAACAUCCUGUCCUGCAAGGUGGCCUGUGACGAGAAGGGGCCCAAGGGCUACGGGUUCGUGCACUUCCAGAAGCAGGAGUCGGCCGAGCGGGCCAUAGAUGCGCUGAAUGGAAUGUUCCUGAACUACCGCAAGAUUUUCGUGGGGAGGUUCAAGUCCCACAAGGAGAGAGAGGCCGAAAGGGAAGAAGCCUGGGCCCGCCAGUCCACCAGUGCUGACUUCAGGGCUUUCGAUGAUGACUCCGAUGACGAGGCCACCUUUCGAUGAAGACAUCCCAGGCCCCAGCCAGUAGAGCCAAAUCUUGGCUCCCACCCCGUUUACAGCCCCCCACCCCACCCCAACCCACCAGCAGUGUAUUGUAUUGGGAGUGCAGGUUUCUCUCUCCCUCUUCCUCCUUCUUCACCCCUUCCCCCUCCCUUCUUCCCUCCCCCUCCCCUUCCCUCUUUCCUUCUCCCCCUCUCCUGCCCUCUCUCCCUCCCCUCUCCUCCUCUUCCCCCCUCCCCUGCCAGCGCCAGCUAGCUGCCCCAUCCCCUCUCUGCUCUCCGCCCCUCCCCCUCCAGCUGCUUCUGUCCUCUCCCUCUCUUUCUCCCCACCUCCAGAAAGCUCCCCUGCCCCAAUAAUCCCACUAAUCUGUGCCAUUUGAGAGGUUAAAGGCUGCCUCUUCUCCCUGUGGUCAGUCUGAUUCUUAAAAGCGUUCUCUGUCUCUUUGUUUACUGCACAGGUGAUGCAAUUCCGUGGUAGAAAUAUCUGGAAGGAGAAGGAAGUCUGUCUGAUGUGGGAGAAAGAACCAAGAGUGCAAUUGCUUCCCAUCAUCCUAAUACUCAGAGAGAACCUCUUUUACCUUCUUUGGUGUGCUGUUUUUCCAGGCUCUCUGCUACCCCUUUCUCCCCCUCUCAUCCCAGACCCACCUUCCCUUUUAACAUAUUCUUGUAGAGUGGUUCAUGUACGUGGUGUUUCUUAACCUGCUUUUUUCAGCGACUAAAACCAAACACAAGUCAACGCGUUGAACUUCUUUCCAUGCUAUUCAACAGGCUUAUGGAACGUCAUCUUCAGUGCCUGCAGAGUGCUCCUGUGUAUCCAUGGACCUUAACAUUUCUGUAAUCAUUCCCGCAUUGUUGGACAUUCAGGUGGUGCCUAGUUCUUUCCCUGUGUUUAAAAAACCAACACUGCGUGCCCUGAUGAGCGAAUCCUUCCUUGUCGAGCCAAAUCUAGGCUAGCAUCCUGGAUGGUCUCUCCUUAACUGUGGACUUGCAGCAACCACAUAUAGACGUUUCAAAGACUUCCCCUGUGUGUUGCCAAAAGGCUUCCCUUUCAUAAGCAUUGUACCAGUUUGUAUUUGUGCCAGCCAGCCAGUGCAGCUAGUAAAAAGAAAAAAAAAAAAGAACCGAGUAUGCCCAUCUCCCUUGCACAGUCUCAUGGUCCACUGUAACUCGUGUGUGUGUGUGUGUGUGUGUGUGUGUGUGUGUGUGUGUGUGUGUGUGUGUGUGUGUAGGAGCGCGCGCGUGCAGCGUCAUGAGCUGCAAAUGCGUGCAGCGUCAUGAGCUGCAAAUGGUAUUUCACUGUCGUUAUUUCACUGGAAUUGAAAGCUGUUAAUCACCCCUUUUCUGCAUUCCUGCUUCCUUUCCUUUUCCCUCUUGCCAGAAAAAUACAUCAGCUAUGUUGCAGGAAAAAAAAAAUCUCUAAGUAGAUGAUUUAACCUAAGAAAUUGAAUGCUAUCAGCAAUCAGUCCUAAUGACUCCCAUGCCUUCUUGACUUGUACUGAUCUGUAUGUGCCCAGUGUUUUUCAUGUGAAAUAUAUGUGUAUUUAAUAUAUAUAUUUCAAUACCUGCUUUUUCAUGCAUAAAAAUAUAAUAUAGAUUAUAGACAUAGAUGUAUAGAUAUUCUUGAACUUCCUUUCAUUGUCAUUAAAUAUUCUUUUAAAAUAUA
Molecule: messenger RNA, 2586 nt
Organism: Peromyscus maniculatus bairdii (prairie deer mouse)
Lineage: Eukaryota; Metazoa; Chordata; Mammalia; Rodentia; Cricetidae
Gene: Pabpc1l2b
Product: poly(A) binding protein cytoplasmic 1 like 2B
Molecular function (GO): RNA binding
Source: RefSeq, a predicted model, not a curated record